UGCCCCCAGUGCCUGGCCAAGCACAUAAAGGAAGGAAGGAUGUUACGCUGACCCCAUCUAUGAGUACCAGUUGGCCACCCAACCUGAUUGAGGGUAGACCCUAGCCCCUAAACACAGGAGAAAGUGAGACAUGAAGCAUCUCAGGACCCCCGGAUUCUGCUUGUCUUCCAUCCCAUUCAUACAAGUGUUCCUUGCUGAGGCUGGUGCACAGCAGUCAUGAGCCUGAGGUGGGCCAGGGCAUAAGGCGGAUGAGGCACCAAACUAAGUAGCAGGAUAAAGAGGGAACAUGGGGAGGGGGUCUAGGGUAGCGUUCAUAGGGGAGAAGAGUGUCUGACAGGUCCACCCCGAGGCCCACUCACCACUCCCUGAUGGUAGGGAGAGAACAUUGGGGUGGGAGGUAUGUAGAGAAAACAGAUCCCAGGAGAGAGUCCAAGCAACCCUAGCCGCUGCCAAGGAUUAGGUUCAGCCCAUCGGGUUGGGUUUACCCAGUCCUUAAUGCCCCAGCUGCCUGGAGCGUCCACCCCUUCUGGACUUUGUACUCCAAUGCCAAUAAGAGCCAGGCAGGGCAAGGGGUAGAGGGUCAGAAUUCCUGAGAAACAACAGGAGAAAGAGCUGGGACGCUGCACCGCGAAAGCUGGUCCCUGAGGUAAGCCAUGGGCAGAUGAGGGGCCUCCAGUUGGGGAUCACAGAGCAGGGUUUUUGGGACAAGUAGGUACAAAUAGUAGCAAUUCUUUGUUACUGUGCAACUUUUAGCUUCUCAAAGUGCUUCGGUGUACAUCAGCUCAUUUGCUCUUCAGCCACCAUGAAAGGCCAGCAGGAUGGACAAAAGAUGGGGAAACUGAGGCUGGGGGGGGGUGCUGCCAAAAGUCACAUGGUAACAGCUUCAACUAGAACCUAGGUCUCCUGACCCCUAAAGUAAGGCCCAGCUAAAUUUCAAUAUAAGGCCUAGGUUAAAUUUAAAGACUAUGGAAGGGCUGGAUAGGGAGGGGAGGAGAGCACAUCCCUGCCACACAAAACGGUGCUAAGUGAGAGAUUUCUACCCCCCAUCCCUCUCAUGUAGAUCCACAAUAAAUGGCAGGGCUCUGAGGGCUUCUACUGUAAACUCUCUCUGCAUAGAUCUGUCUUUCUCCUUGCUUACGCCACCCCUGGAUUCACCUGAGAUACAGCCUGGGUCUGCCCAGACUAUGGGUAUCAAGCCGGAGAGGGUGGCAGAAUCCAGAGAAAGAAAAGCAGAUUUCAAAAUGUGAAGUGUAGAAACUCCAGUAGGACAGCCUAGACCAUCUUUUGCGAUUGAAUCCUUAAUUCAGAGGUAUUGGGGCUCUCUCUCCUACCAUGUGGCUGCUCCUAUUUCUUGGGACCCUGCUUUGGGGAGUACUGUGGUUCCUGCGAGACCGGCAAGUGCUACCCCCCAGAGAUGCCUUCAUAUUCAUCACCGGCUGUGACUCAGGCUUUGGCCGGCACCUGGCACUGCGGCUGGACAGACGAGGCUUCCGAGUUUUGGCUGGUUGCCUGACAUCCACAGGGGCAGAAAACUUGAAGCGGGCUGCUUCUCCUCGACUCUGCACCACACUCCUGGAUGUCACCGACCCCCAAAACAUCCAGCAAGUGGCUGAGUGGGUGGGGACGAUCGUGGGAGAGAGAGGGCUCUUUGGCCUGGUGAAUAACGCAGGCAUCACUGGGAUCAUCGGCCCUACCCCGUGGCUGAAUCUGGAGGAUUAUCGGAGAGUGCUGGAAGUGAACACGCUGGGUCCCAUCGGAGUGACCCUUGCCCUGCUGCCCUUGCUACAACAGUCACAGGGUCGAAUCAUCAACAUCACCUCCGUCCUGGGCCGUCUGGCUGCCAAUGGUGGGGGCUACUGUGUCUCCAAAUAUGGUCUGGAGGCCUUUUCUGACAGCCUACGACGGGACAUAGCUCCCUUCGGGGUACGGGUCUCUAUCGUGGAACCAGGCUUCUUCCACACAGCAGUGACCAACUUGGAGUGUAUAGAAGGGAUGCUUUGGGCCUCCUGGAAACGGUUAUCUCCUGCCACUCAGGCCAGCUAUGGGGACAGCUUCCUUCCUAAGUACCUGAAGGUACAACGGUUCAUCAUGAACCUGAUCUGUGAUGGGGACUUGGGCAAGGUGAGCAGCUGCCUGGAGCAUGCACUGACUGCCCGCUACCCCCGCACAAGAUACAGUGCUGGAUGGGAUGCCAAACUUCUCUGGUUGCCUGCCUCCUACCUACCUGCCAGCCUGGUAGAUGCUAUACUUACUUGCGUUCUUCCCAAACCUGCCCAGACUGUCUGCUGAACCCAUUAGCCUGCAGGAAACUGAGGCACAGAAUGGAAAGCAAACACUAUAAACUAUAAUCACCACCCAAACUGAGCUGCCCCAUCCCGACCUUUAUUCUUUUUCUGAGGAUCAAGAUGUUUUUAAAAAUAA
Messenger RNA from Vombatus ursinus (common wombat), 2421 nucleotides. It is a transcript of the gene RDH5, whose product is annotated as retinol dehydrogenase 5. NCBI's taxonomy places the organism in Eukaryota, Metazoa, Chordata, Mammalia, Diprotodontia, Vombatidae. The coding region runs from base 1333 to 2289 and encodes 318 amino acids. The record is from RefSeq and is a predicted model, not a curated record. The transcript is spliced from 4 exons.